Messenger RNA from Pteropus alecto (black flying fox), 1107 nucleotides. It is a transcript of the gene TREML2, whose product is annotated as triggering receptor expressed on myeloid cells like 2. The transcript has 5 exons. Gene Ontology annotation, molecular function: signaling receptor activity. The record is from RefSeq and is a predicted model, not a curated record. Bases 16 to 1107 code for a protein of 363 amino acids. Gene Ontology annotation, biological process: T cell activation. NCBI's taxonomy places the organism in Eukaryota, Metazoa, Chordata, Mammalia, Chiroptera, Pteropodidae. Gene Ontology annotation, cellular component: cell surface.
CACCUGGAUGGAGCCAUGGGUCCUCCAUUCCUUUCACUGCUGCUGCUGCUGCUGCUGCCUUGGCUCCAGGGUUGCCUCUCAGGUACCUCUGUCGAGAGUGUGUACUCCAAGGUGCAGCAUUUUGAAGGGGAGACUCUGUCUGUGCAGUGCUCCUACAAGAACCGCAAAAACUAUAUGGGGAGCAAGGUUUGGUGCAAAAUCAGGAAGAGGAGGUGUGAGCCCGGCUUUACCCGUGUCUGGGCACAGGGGCCGCGCUACUUGCUGCAGGACGAUGCUCAGGCCAAGGUGGUCAAAAUUACCAUGGUGGCCCUCAGGCGCCAGGACUCGGGCAGGUACUGGUGCAUGCGCAACAGCUCCGGGACCCUCUACCCUCUGAUGGGCUUCCAGCUGCAAGUGUCUCCAGCCCCCACAACCAAAAGAAACACUCCUCUUACACAGCUGGCCAACAUCCUCAAGCAUGGAAUUGUCGUCACAACAGGCCAAGUCCCUACCUCAGGCCCUGAUGCCCACUUCACCACCAAUGUGAUGAUGUUCACAUCUGGAGUCCUCACCUUGGCCAGACCUUUGCCCUCCACUGCCUCAGAGACCAUCAGACUGACCUCUAUGACGGGCUACAGCUUCACCAGCCCCUCCACCCCAGAUCCCGGAAGGAUCACGGGACUCCAGACUGUGACUGCAUCUCCCAGCAAUGACAGAGCCUCCUCUGCUGGUCCAGCAUCCUUCUCUACCAAAGCAGGGCACCUGCACACCAAAUCGCCCGCCACGAGAAUGUACCAUACCAGCAGCUCUCUCCUCAACAAAUUAUCCCCCAUCAGGCACCAGAAUCCAUAUCCCGUUGUGCUUGUGGGGGUGCUGACCUUCCUCUCAGUGCCUGUGAUGUUGAUCGUGGUCUAUGGGUUCUGGAAGAAGAGACACGUGGCAAGCUACAGCAUAUGCAGGGAUUCCGCUAGACCCUGGAAAGAACCGCCAGGAAGACCGGAGCCUCCCUGGAAGCCUGCUUGGUCUAAGGCCACUCAUGGUGUUGGGGAGCUUCUCCCAGAAGGGCCUGUGGAGGCCAGAGGAGUGAAGAUGGGGACCUGUCUGGAUUGGAGCCAGGUUGGGGGGUGA